UGUCUGAGUGUUUGUGUCACACGUCUCACACAUUGUGGUCUUGUUUUGGUUGACAUCUGAUCCCACGUGAAGACAUUUCAUCGAAAUGUUGAUCGAAAACAACGAAACGUUCUUGAGCGAAAUGACAAAACUGUUUCACGCGAACCAAACAAAAGGCGGAUCACUGUAUAUAACGAUGAAGAGGUUGGAGCCAAAGGACCAGAAGCUCAAGAGGAAGAAGCCAUCGACGAGACCGCAGACGAAGAAGACGGCCACCGCUAAGCCCAAGACCGAGACGACCAGUCAGUCGUCGACACAGCCCUCUGAGAACAAGUGUCUCAUUCGUGUCCAUAACAGCAAACGCAAGAUCUCGACGGUUGUGGCCGCGAGAGAUGUCAACAAAUUUCAACUCGCAUACGCGAACCUAAUUAAAGGCAAUCUGUUUGGACUCAAGAAGAAGGAUAAUAAGAAGAAAAGUGGACUCAAAUCAAAGGCCACUCAAUAAGUAUUUAUUGAUUUUUUCAUUUUAAUUGAGUCUAUAUUUGAUUUCAACAAUUUGUUAAUAUUUUCAAUCAAUUGUUAACAUCUUUUUCAUUAGAUAUUUAUAUU
Oppiella nova is the source of this 588-nucleotide messenger RNA. NCBI's taxonomy places the organism in Eukaryota, Metazoa, Arthropoda, Arachnida, Sarcoptiformes, Oppiidae. The record is from the annotation of a GenBank genome assembly.